Fragaria vesca subsp. vesca is the source of this 1040-nucleotide messenger RNA. RefSeq lists its product as uncharacterized. The coding region runs from base 135 to 1040 and encodes 301 amino acids. The transcript is spliced from 5 exons. Lineage: Eukaryota; Viridiplantae; Streptophyta; Magnoliopsida; Rosales; Rosaceae. The record is from RefSeq and is a predicted model, not a curated record.
CCCUUGGAAUCGUUAUCUACUCUGGCUCCCCCAAUAAUCAGGACUGCUGAUCCUCCCCCCAAUGCACCGACACCCCCCGAGUGUGAAGGUCCUUUAAUCAAAAGGAGGGUUGUAAAAAUGAUCCACCCAAGAAAAUGGCUAAAGGGUUGAUAAAAGGCUUAAAAGCCGAAGAGAUUGUCCGCCGAACGGGGAAGAAUAUUGAAGUCAAGUAUGUGGAUUCAGUUCAUGGACCCCAGACUAAAGAGCUGAACAGUUUGCUUACUAAGGAUAUUGGUAGAGUGAUUCGUAACUCUGUGGCAAUGAACCAACCAACUUGGUGGGAGCUAAAGGAAGAGGAGAGGCUGAAGCUAUGUACUGCACUAUCGAUUUGCUAUGAAAUCGAAUACGACCAAAAGAUGUAUGACUGGUUAAUGAAGGUGGUGAACAAGACAUACACUUCUUGGAAGGCUAAGCUCACAAGUUUUUUAAGCAUUACAAAGGGGAAAAGGCUCCGGAAGAGUUUGUGCAAGGAGGAAGGAUGGAUGAGUGGAAUUGGCUUAAGCAACACUUCUUGUCACCUCAGUUUCAGAAUGUCUUUCCACACCUCAUUUAGUUCACUGUCCUCAGCAACUGUUAUGCAGAAACAUAACGAUAUGAGACAGAAGAUCCUAACAAUGCUAAGUGAACAACAGCCGGACACUCCAGAGGAUGAGCUCCUUCAACAAGUAGACCUCCAAUCUCAGCUUGACGCAUUUGAGAAGGUCCUUGGGACCAAAGGGGGGAAAAUAAAAGGGCUUAGGAGAGUUGAAAUUGAGGGCAAGGAAAGAGCAACAAGGCGUUCUCGUCCUAAUGAUAUAAUUCUUGAGGAGGUUCGCGAGCACGCUCGACAAGCCCAAGAGGAGGCACGACAUGCUCAGGGGGAGGCACAAGCAGCCUGGGAGCAGGCCAGAGUAGCGCAGGAGAAGAUCCUUGAUUAUGAGCGCCGUAUACAAAUGUUGGAGAAGCAUGUGCAGUCGCAGCCGAGCGGACAAGAAGGCCAACAGCUUGAGGUUAAUGGUUGA